GAUGGACUGUCAUGGCCGCCGUCGCUGUGGUUCCACAGAGAGGAAAGGAAGAAGGCAAAUGUUUCUGUUGUGUAUUUUUUCAAGCCGAACAUUGUUUUUAUGAUCCUGGACGUAGACGGGACGCCGCCUGAACUUCCAUCGAGUUCAUAACAUUGUGGUCACACUACACACUUCCUUUCUUCAGAACAUUGGUUAAAGUUUUCCCAAGGGAGCACAGAAGAUUUGCAACAAUGGAAGAAGAUGGAUUACCUUACGACUCUGGAAAAAACUGCAGCAUAUCAGUAAUAGAGGAUGAAAAGGAAAAAGUAAAAGACUUUGUGUAUAAACAUUUCAAAGAGGUAACAGAUGGGUCGCUCUUCAAUAAUGCAGAAGAAUCUUCCAUCAAGGAGCAUGGGACUUGUGCUAGAAAAGAUAAACACACUCUUAACAAAGCGCCUUGUAAAAUUCAGCAGGGGGCUGUGUUCUCUGGUAAAAUUUUGAGUUUUGGAUGCUCAGUGUGUAGUGAUAACUGCACUUUUAGCCCCAAUGAUCUUCUUAAGCACUUCAGAGCAGUUCAUAGAGGAAUCCUGCCUACAUACCCUUGUGAUUUAUGCGAUUUUGUCACAAAUGAGUUCCCUGCUCUUCAGCGCCAUCGGAUUGAGCACAGAAAUACCCUGGUUACUUGUGAGCUUUGUAAUGAUGAUGUUCAGUACUCUCUGCUUUUGCUUACCAGACACUACAUCAUGUGCCACAGUCUAAAUGGACAGUUCAGCUGUGAUUGGUGUGAGUUUACAACUGUGGAUGCAGGGACAUUUGUCCAGCAUAUCCAUCAUCAUAAUGAGAGUCAUUGGAAGUGUUUGAAAUGUAAACAUAUCAGCUUGAAUGAGGAGGAUCACCAGAAGCAUAUGAAAGCUCACAUGGGUACAUUUCCUUUCACGUGUCAGGUCUGUGGAUAUGGCGCAGCCAGAAGUGAGUACCUUAAAAAACACAUGGUAGCUGUUCACAAAGAAGUUACUGAAAGAAAGAAUGCAUGGAAGGCUAUAGAAGACAACAGUUCACCCACAAAUUCAUCUGCAAACUUGAAACUUUUGCUUAAAAAGACUGGGGAGUCACAGGAUUCUCAGCGAAUAUCAAAAGUGAAUUGUCUUUCUGGGAGUUUACCAAAUCAAAAUGGCAAACUAAUCAAGGCAGACAAAUUCUUAGAGGAGAUCCACCACUUUGUUGAUGGGACUGUGGGAAAAAAUGACAAAACUUUGAGCAAAGGUAAACCAGAACAGUCAACACCAGAUAUGUUAGAGGAAUGUGACAAUCGCCCAACCUCUGAUGCUGCAAGUCACAGUGGUGGUAAUGGACUGACUGUUCUAAUGGUUAAGAACAAAAUCUCCCUCCCUCCUAACUGUACAACCAAAGUUAUGGGAUUCAAGAUGGUUGAUGGCAAAAAACAUCUAGUUCUCAAAGUAAUACCAACAGCAAAGCAGGAUGUGUCCUCUCAGAACCAUUCCGUAACUGAAGGUAUGAGUUUUUCCACACAAAAUUCUGUGUUGGAUAAAAGUAAAAUCUCUGAGAAGGAGCUGUGCUGUGAUAGCAAGAGCUCAACACCACAGUGCUUAGCAGUUUCACCAAGAAGUGCAUCUUGCAUACAGAUAAAUCAGGAUAUUUUGGCAGUUAAAGUUAAAAUUGAGGAGGAGGAAACAUCAAUUUACACAGUUACUUCCACUCCACAUAUUGGCAGUGAACAAGCAAAUGCUGUGUUAGAUAGCACAUUAAAUUGUGCAGAAGUCUUUUGUCCCACAGUAGAUCAGUUGGAUGACGAGAGUGACCAAAGUCAUCCAAAUGAAACAACCUCCAUGGAAGAAAAGAACUUGAAAAGUAAUUCUCUUACCCCAAUUUGCAACCAUAGUAGAAGCUGCCAUGUUAUUUCCAGCCAUGCUGCAGAAGUGUGUUCUGAUAAAAUUAGUGGUUUAUCUUCACCUUCAAAGUGUGCUCAGGAAACAUUGCUUUCCAAACCCAUCUUUAGAAAAAUUGUCAAGGACUGUGGAGUUGUAAAUGAGCCUUCAAUAACUGAUGGCAAUUGCAACCUAAAACACAAAGGGAGUGCUUUUAACACUAUGGAAAAUGGACAUACAUCUUUCCACAUUACUCCAGAAAACGAUACGUUUAGAACUGAGAUGAAACAUAAAAACAGCCAGCAAAAUGGAAAACAAAUAUCACAUCACUUAUCACAACUGUCUCCACCUACUUCAGUUUGCUGCAGAGAAGAUGCCAUUGGUUCAGAGAAAUGUGGUCAGAAUUUGCAAAACCAAGAAGUAUUUACUUUUCACAAUUAUUCCAAGGAAGCAUUCAACAUUUCAACAUUAAACACUACCCAAGAGAAUAAUUCUGAAAAUAAAGGGCAUAUCUCUGAAGUGCCACACUUUAGCUUGACAUUGGCAGGGUCCCCAAAACACUUUACAGAAAGUGCAGAUGGUGACAUUGUAGUUGAUGAGUGUAUAGCUAGUGUUGAUGGUCCUACGACAGAAGAGAAUUCUGAUUUAGUGCUCCAAGACUUCAAUAUUGUCAAAAUUGAGGAAGAGAGCAUUCCUAUAUCUAAAAGACAGUCAGAAACUACAAAUAGUUCAACAUCCCUGGGCAGUUUUGUGGAAGAACAUUCAGAGGCAAUCAUUACCCAACAGCUUAACAAGGAAAGAACAGGAUCUUUAAGUGCAAACAAUGAAUCUUUAAAACAAACAAAAAGGACUCUGCGAAUUCUUCCGUUGCCAGACGCUGAGCAGCCAGUACUUCUGACUAGGGCUAGUGAGAAUCAAUUUGCCAUGCCAAUGCAGGUCAAGGCCACUCCAGGUUUCAAACUUCUAACCAAUUCUGCAAAUCCUCAGAUCAAUGUAUCUUACAUAGAAAGUUCAAGUAAAACCACAGAUACAACUCUAACUCCAGACAGCAGGAGGGUAGGUGUACAAGCAGCAAAGCCUGGAGCUGUUGAAAAAGGAACAGCUCUUCUCACUGCUGUUCAACCAGGUGUUGGCACCAGUUUAAAUCACUACCUUAUCAACAGUGCAGGUUUUAAGGGUUCUGUACUCCUUUCAAGCACAUCACAAAAUAGUGCUUCAGACAAAGCUGCAAAGGCACAGCCAACGUGCUACUUGGUACAGAGAUCUGUCCCUUUUGCCCAGACCCCCAGUACUCCUAGUCUCAGACUGGCAAGUGCCCAGCUCCCACUGAACUCACGGCCAGUGUUGGCGAUGCCCCUGAGUUGUUCAGACAAACCCAGUACACUGCAGACUGGUCGGCAAGCAUUCUUGCUCCGAUAUAUUUCACAACCUAAAUCAAGCCUGCUCCUGAACAACCAAGAACCAAACAAUGGAACUCAUUGUAGCCAGACCAGUGAGAGCUCUGGAAACAAAGUUAUAUUUAAAAUUGUCACACCCACUGGUAGCCUUCUUACAAAUGGCACUCCCACCUCAAAUAGUCAACCUUUUUUUUUGGCCACCAGACCUCAGACUCAGUGUUUCCUGGUGUCAACAAACAAAACUAAUGCAACUGCUUCCAGUGGAGUAAAGAAGUUGAUCACCAUACAAAAUGCCAAACAGAAGGAAGUCACUGAUUCUUGCAUUUCACCCUCUCAGAUAAAUGUAAAGGCACAACAACUGCGUGAAGCAGAGAAACCUAUCCUAGCCCCAAGGCCUAUUCGGCCUCCAAGCCAAAGGAAAAGGCGCAGGAAAGCAUUAUUUGAUGAGCUUCCAGGAACAGUACAUAAGUCUAGAAGAUUUUCGAAUAAAGCACCAACUGAGAAAGAGACUGUAUUAUGGAAGCCUGUAGCCAAAGAGGUGGAACGGACACUUCGACUUGCCCCAUUCAGUUCUCUACAGCAGAUCAAAUGUCCUAGUAGAUACCAGCCUGUAGUGGUCCUCAAUCAUCCAGAUGCUGACAUUCCUGAAGUGGCCAACAUCAUGAAGGUAGUAAACCGAUACAAAGGUGCUGUCACUAAGGUCUCUCUCUCUCAAAAAACAAUCCAAGCACUUUUAGAGCUUGGUGCCCAAGAUAAGAAUUCCUUGACCAAAGGCACAUUUCAUAUUGAUGAUCCAAAACCUCGGCCAAUUCAGAGUUCUGUCCGGGAACGAUUCCUCCUUAAAUUGAAACUAAGGAAAAAAAGCAAAAAAAAGUAUGAGGUUAUAAAAACUUUGUCAGGUUGCAGACAAGAGCAAGUCAUGUUUGACUGCUGGUUUUGUGGGCGGCUCUUCAGCAAUCAAGAAGAUUGGAUUGGCCAUGGCCAGAGGCAUCUCAUGGAGGCAACUAGAGACUGGAAUAAAUUAUUCUGAAUGUUUUCUACCACUUUAAGAUGUGUAGACAUUUUGUCUCAUGUGGAACUGUUCUGCUGCUGGCUGUAUCUUGUAUAUUUAUACAUUAGCCUACAUGUUUGUUCAUAUUCUCUGUAAAUAUAUAUUUUUUAAGUGAAUUACAGUUUGUGUUUUAAUAGGUGUAUAUUCUGGUAAAUGAUGUACUGCAUGCAUGAUUUGCCAUGCAUGCACAACUGUGAAAAUGAUACACUGUAAUUAGGAGAACUGGCUGAAGGAAAGAAACAUGAGCAAAUAUUGUAUGUGGAGUUGAGUUCCUCAGGUAAUUUCAUAAUUAAUCUGGUUUGUUUUGUGUGUGUGUAU
This is a messenger RNA of Archocentrus centrarchus (flier cichlid), 4631 nucleotides long. Its product is annotated as zinc finger protein 518A. The transcript has 3 exons. The coding region runs from base 231 to 4292 and encodes 1353 amino acids. The record is from RefSeq and is a predicted model, not a curated record. NCBI's taxonomy places the organism in Eukaryota, Metazoa, Chordata, Actinopteri, Cichliformes, Cichlidae.